CAUCAUUAAGCACCCUCGACUGACGGGUGAAGGGGUUAAAGGUUAUUAGCUUGACGUCGCCACGUGUGUUGAUGUUUUGCUACACCACAAUAAUCGGUCCUGUCGGUUCUUUUGUUACAUGUUAUGGGCAAAAGAGCAACGGGGAUUUAAUUCUUAGAUUGUAGUCAAUUUGAUGAGGGAAAAAAGCUGCAAGCUAAGAGGUCUUUGUGCAGUGUUUUCGGUCAGCCUGAGAUUAAAUGAGGAACCUAAAGUUGCUGAAGAGCUUGCAGACUUCAGAGCUGCAAGGCCUGGGUUCUCCGCAGUGUUUGUCUUCCCGAGUCGACACUGGAACACUACUGGUUGCCUCCCAGUACUCCAUCACAGAGUUCAACCCUCAAUUAGGACAGGUGGUGAGUGAGGCCUCCCUGACCGGGGAUGGUUUCCUCCCGCAGGAUGGCAGCGGCUUCUUGGUUGGGCUGCGGGACCUACCGGAAGUUGAGUCAGCGUGUUUGGCGACCGCUGACGGAGAUGUCAUCCUCUUUAACCUCAAUACCUGUCAGUUGGAGUGUGUCGGCAGUGUCGACAGCGGCCUGACGUCAAUGAGCUGGAGUCCUGAUGAGGAGCUUGUUGUUCUCACUACUGGCCAGGAAACGAUCAUCAUGAUGACAAAAACCUUUGAGCCCGUCGCCGAGUUUUCAAUUCACCAGGAUGACUUUGGUGAAGGGAAGUUCAUCACGGUAGGCUGGGGCAAGAAAGAGACUCAGUUCCACGGCUCGGAGGGCAAACAGGCCGCACAGAGGAAGGCUCAGGAAGUCCAGCCAGCUCCAGAAUGGGACGACCGCAGGCCUCGGGUGACGUGGCGAGGUGACGGACAGCUCUUUGCAGUCGGUGCCGUCUGUCCCCAAACCGGAGCCCGGAAAGUCCGAGUGUGGAACAGAGAGGGCGUCCUGCAGGCCACCAGUGAACCCGUCAAUGGCCUGGAGCAGGCGCUGUGCUGGAAACCCUCGGGCAGCCUGAUGGCGAGCACCCAGCGGCAUCCCAACAAGCACAGCGUGAUCUUCAUGGAAAAGAAUGGGCUUCUCCAUGGAGACUUCACCCUGCCAUUCAACAAGGACCAAGCCAAGGUGAAGGAGCUGCUGUGGAACAACGACUCCACCGUCCUCGCAGUUUGGUUAGAGGAUUUAACAGCAGGGGAGCACGGAGACAUCAACACAUGCGUCCAGCUGUGGACGGUGGGGAACUACCACUGGUACCUGAAGCAGAGCCUGGACUUUGGCAAAGACCCCCAGAAUGCUCCGGCGUGUAUGUGCUGGGACCCUGAGCGCCCCCUACGGCUACACGUGGUGACUCACGGGUGGGGGAUCCUCACGUACGACUGGGGCUGGACGACGGAGAAGAGCCCCGGGCUGGACGCCUCGGAUAACGCCAACGUGGCCGUGAUUGACGGAGACAAGGUACUAGUGACCACCUUCAGGCAGAGUGUGGUUCCUCCUCCCAUGUGUUCCUUUGAGCUCCAGCUGAGCUCAGCCGUGAAUCAGGUGACGUUCCUCUGCCGGCCUCAGGGGACCAAUCAGCUGGCGGCGUUCACUGUCAAUGGAAACAUAUCGGUCUUUAGCCAAGAUUUAGAAGAAAAACAUGACAAGGGCGCAGAUGGAUUCAGGACUGUGUCUCGCCCCCUACUCCUCAAAAACAUCUUCAGAGUUGCCGUCCACCAGGAGGCGCCACUGUCAUUGCGGCAUCUACUGUGGCUGCAGGACGGUCUCUUUGUAGCCAUCAGCUGCGGUCUGUUGCCCACCUCCUCCACCCUGAUGAUGCUGUGCCCCUCCCAGGACGUUGCAGACACGCUUUCCGUCAGGUCUCAGCUGGAAGUGGACGGCGUUGUGGUCAGUGUGGUUCAGUGCUGCCAGACAUGCACCGUGGCGCUGCAGCUGGAGGAUGGACAGAUCAGGAAGCUGCUCUGGGAUUGUCCUGAGCCAUCAGUGGAGGAGUGGCGUGAUUCCAGUGGGUGCAGCAUCAACUUCCCUGUGCCCUGCACUCAGACCGCCCUCUGCAGCGUGGGAGGAGAGGAGUGCCUGCUCGGCCUGACGGACAGAUCUCACCUGUACGCCGCAGACGUGGAGCUCGCCUCCAACGUAUCGUCCUUCGCCGUCUGCAACGACUUUCUUAUUGUCACAACGCACUCGCACACGUGUCGUUGCCUCCAGCUGAGCACGCUCAGUCUUAAAGAACUGCCGUCGGCUUUGGCCCAGGAUGGCGGUCAGAACGAUGAGACCUUGCGGCGGGUGGAGAGAGGGUCCCGCAUCGUCACCGUGGUGCCGCAAGACACGCGAGUCAUCUUACAGAUGCCUCGUGGGAACUUGGAGACUGUCCAUCAUCGAGCUCUGGUGUUGGCUCAGCUCAGGAAGAGGCUGGACGAUUUGAAGUUCAGAGAUGCGUUUGAGUGUAUGAGGAAGCUGCGCAUCAACCUGAACCUCAUUUACGACCACAACCCAAAGGUCUUCCUGGAGAACACGGACAUGUUCCUGACGCAGCUCAGCUCCAUUAACCACAUCAACCUUUUUCUCACCGAGCUCAGGGAGGAGGACACCACAAGCAGCAUGUACCCUCGCCCUGAGGGCAGCACCUUCCAGCAGCCGCCCGCCUCAGGGCAGAAGAAGGUGGACGUGGUGUGCGAUGCUUUACGGCGCACCAUGGAGGCGACGGAUCCCAACAAGUUCUGUCUGUCCAUACUGACGGCCCACGUGAAGAAGAGUGUUCCCGAGCUGGAGAUCGCUCUGCAGAAAGUCCAUGAGCUUCGAGCGAACCCACCUGAAGGUGACGGUAGAGUCAGCGCUGAGGAGGCUCUAAAGUACCUCCUCUUCCUGGUCAACGUCAACGACUUGUACAAACACUCGCUGGGGACGUACGACUUUGACCUGGUGCUCAUGGUGGCCGAGAAAUCCCAAAAGGACCCCAAAGAGUACCUCCCCUUCUUGAACAUGCUGAAGAACCUGGAGGUCAACUACCAGCGCUACACCAUCGACAAACACCUGAAACGUUACAGCAAGGCGCUGCUGCACCUUAGCAAGUGUGGAGAGGAGCAUUUUCCAGAGGCUUUACAGCUGGUGAAGGAACAAACGCUCUACAGCGAAGCUCUGCGACUUUACCCUACCGACAGCGCUCACUACAAGGCGCUGAGCUGUGCCUACGCUGAGCACCUGGUGGAGCAGCAGCAGGCGGAGCAGGCUGGCUUGUUGCUAUGGCGAUGCCAAGAGCCGGCCCGUGCCCUGCAGGCGUUUGCCAGCUGCGGCAGCUGGAGGAACGCCAUCUGUGUGGCCCAGCAGAUCCCGCUGCCUCCAGACCAGUUGGCUCUGCUGGCCAGAGACCUGGCAGGGAAGCUGACUGAACAGCGGCGCCCUGUGGAGGCGGCAAUGCUACUGGACCAGUACGCCAAAGACUGCGAGGAGGCCAUCUUGGCUCUGAUCACUGGCGCGGCCUGGGAGGAGGCGCUCCGAUUGAUCCACCUGCACGACAGAGCAGACAUCACCGAGACGGACCUUAAACCCGCCCUGCUUGAAGCGGCCAGCACUCAGAUGCUCUUUGUGGAGACACAGGUAGCCACCUUCAUGCGACACAGGACCCGACUGGCGUUGGUGCGGGAGCAAAAAGAGAAGGCCAGGCUGAGCUUGCUUGAUGAGGAUGGUCCAGACUGUGCGGACGCUGAGCUUUACUCUGAGGCGAGCAGUGUGAUGACAUCCUCCAAGUACUCCCACAGUAACUCACGCAUCUCCUCGAGGUCGUCAAAGAACCGGCGCAAGGCUGAGAGGAAGAAGCUGAGUCUGAAAGAAGGAAGUCCGAUGGAGGACAGAGCUCUGAUGUUCGCACUCGGAGAGAUCAUCACCACAGUGGACAAGAUGCGAGAGGAGGUGCAGGCGCUGCUCAAGGCGCUCGUCCUUUUCCACUUUGACAAGCAAGCAGAGAAGCUGCAGCUCAUCUUUGGGGAAGCUCUUUGUACGAUGGAGGAGGCCAUUGUUGAAAUUUGGUCUCAAAACCUGCAGAGCAGCAACACUCCGAUCACGGGCCCAAACUCGACAGCCAACAGCAUCAUGGCUUCUUUCCAGCAGCAGCAGACACCUGUAACGUCACAACAAGAUGUGGAAGUUUCCACUCCACCAAAGAUGAGGAGCACUGUCAAGUGGAAGCUCACCAUUUGUAAUUAGACUUUUUUUUUUUAAAUUUAAACAUGUAAAGGACAAUGACAAAUGUGUAAUAAUAAAAAUUAAGAUCUAAAUCAUAAUUAUUCUUCGUA
Messenger RNA from Doryrhamphus excisus (bluestripe pipefish), 4267 nucleotides. NCBI's taxonomy places the organism in Eukaryota, Metazoa, Chordata, Actinopteri, Syngnathiformes, Syngnathidae. The record is from RefSeq and is a predicted model, not a curated record.